CACUAAUUUACAGGAAAACCACCGGUCAUUGAAGUCCUGAAAGCCGUCCCCAAGCCUCUCCUUCACUCACCAUCGUCUCCGGCGGCGCGACCACAAUCUCCGGCAUCGCUCCGUCGCAGAGAGGUCGCGGCACCGUCAUCUCCGGCUCGGUAGCGGCCGAGCUCCGAACACCACCGCCGUCCACAGAGGGGAUAGCAAAUGGAAUUUUGCCCGACUUGUGGGAACUUGUUGCAGUACGAGUUGCCUCACAGGGACCGGCCGUCCAGAUUUUUCUGCCCAACUUGUCCCUAUGUCUGUAAUGUCGAGAGCAAGGUUAAGAUAAAGAGGAAGCAACAUCUGGUUAGGAAACAGAUGGACCCUGUCUUCUCGGAAGAAGAUAGGAGAAAUGGACCCCAAACCGAUGGCGUGACAUGCCCACACUGUGGCCAUGGAAAGGCUAUCUACCAUCAAGCUCAGAUACGUUCUGCUGAUGAGCCGAUGACAACAUUCUAUUGGUGCCUGAACGAGAGAUGUAAGAAGAACUGGCGGGAAGAUUGAGCUCUCAGUGCCAUGGUCGCCAAGCCAAUUCAGUACCCCGUGUGGCCCAAAAGGCGGGACCAGAAAUCAUGUUCAACUGGUACUUGGGCCUUUUGGAAACCGUGAUUUCGACGUUUUAUCCUUUUCUGGAUGUUGCGCUCAAACAUUAUUUGUUUCCUUCGGCGUCUGUCUUCGCUUAAAAGAAACAGAGUGAAUUAGGAGGAGGGAAAAGAAAGCAUUCCCUCUGGUGGAUUCCUCGUCCUGGAACAUGGAAAGUGAACUAGACAGACAUGAGAAAGAGCACGGGAGACGGGGACAGUGGCUUGUUAUUGUUGAGUGCACUUGUUAGGAUGAUGUUGCUAAA
Molecule: messenger RNA, 880 nt
Organism: Syzygium oleosum
Lineage: Eukaryota; Viridiplantae; Streptophyta; Magnoliopsida; Myrtales; Myrtaceae
Exons: 5
Coding region: 199-537 (112 amino acids)
Biological process (GO): DNA-templated transcription; termination of RNA polymerase III transcription
Cellular component (GO): RNA polymerase III complex
Molecular function (GO): nucleic acid binding; zinc ion binding; DNA-directed RNA polymerase activity
Source: RefSeq, a predicted model, not a curated record